Molecule: messenger RNA, 2478 nt
Organism: Pistacia vera
Lineage: Eukaryota; Viridiplantae; Streptophyta; Magnoliopsida; Sapindales; Anacardiaceae
Product: cellulose synthase-like protein G3
Exons: 8
Coding region: 83-2311 (742 amino acids)
Biological process (GO): cellulose biosynthetic process; plant-type primary cell wall biogenesis
Cellular component (GO): plasma membrane; trans-Golgi network
Molecular function (GO): mannan synthase activity; cellulose synthase (UDP-forming) activity
Source: RefSeq, a predicted model, not a curated record
GGUUAUUGCCAAAGGUUUAUAACCAAUUAAAAACUUAUCAAACGGAGAUAACCUGAAGAGAGCAAAACAAGAAGCUGUGGAAAUGGAAAACUCUCUCCCUCUCCAUCUCUGUCACGUCCACAAGUUCUCUAUCAUCAUAAACAGGACAUAUACAUUCCUCCAUUGCAUAGCUAUAGCUUUCUUGAUUUACUACAGAGCUUCUUUUCUCUGCCAGGAAGCCAAAAUUAGAACCACACCCUUGUUACCGUGGCUUCUAGUCUUUGCCGGAGAGCUGGUUCUCUCCUUUAUGUGGCUCGUAGGACAAGCUUACCGUUGGCGUCCCGUCUAUCGAACUGUUUUUCCUGAGAGAUUACCAGAAGAUGAUAACAAGUUUCCGGCCAUUGAUGUGUUUAUUUGUACUGCGGAUCCAAAGAAGGAGCCCACCGUGGAGGUAAUGAAUACCGUUUUAUCAGCUAUGGCGCUUGAUUAUCCACCCGAGAAACUGCAUGUUUAUCUUUCAGACGAUGGAGGUGCUUCAAUAACUUUGACUGGCAUGAAGGAAGCUUUUAAGUUUGCAAGGUCUUGGCUUCCAUUUUGUAAGAAGUAUGGAAUCAAAACUAUUUGCCCAAAAGCUUAUUUUUCUAGCAGUGAAUAUCAGUAUGCUGAUUCUGGAAGGGCUGAGUUCAUGGAAGAAAUGCAAAAAAUUAAGGAAAAGUAUGAAGCGUUCAAGGAACGGGUAUUAAGAGCUGCAGAGAAGGGGCAGGCUGAGGACAAAAACGGUCAGAUCAGUACUGGAGCCCAUCCUUCUCUGAUCGAGGUAAUAAAUGAAAAGGGUAAUGAAGCAACAGAACAGGUUAAGAUGCCUCUUCUGGUUUAUGUUUCCCGUGAAAAAAGGCCUUCUCAUCCUCACCAUUUCAAGGCCGGAGCUCUGAACGUCCUUCUUCGAGUUUCUGGUGUGAUAAGCAACUCUCCUUAUAUGCUAGUGCUGGACUGUGACAUGUACUGCAAUGACCCAACUUCGGCUAGGCAAGCUAUGUGUUUUCAUUUUGAUCCCAAGAUCUCUCCCUCGCUAGCAUUCGUUCAAUUUCCUCAGACAUUUCAUAAUCUCAGUAAAAACGAUAUCUAUGACAGUGAGAUUCGAUCAAUAUUUCGGAUAUCAUGGUAUGGUUUGGAUGGACUAAAGGGACCAGUCUUGUCUGGUACAAAUUUUUAUAUUAAGAGGGAAGCACUCUAUGGCAUUUCUUUACAGAAAGGUUUGGAUCUCAUAGAGCUGAAGAAUUCUUUCGGUCAAUCCAACGAGUUCCUCAAAUCUCUUCGUGCAGACCACAAGUCUAGCAUUGAUGAUGGUAGUGAUUCUUCAAGUAAAUUGCUGCCAGAGACCAAAGUUUUAGCCUCCUGUGCUUAUGAAGAAAACUCAAAAUGGGGUGAAGAGGUAGGUUUUAUGUAUCAUUCUCUUGUUGAAGAUUACUUCACUGGAUUCAAAAGUUUGCACUGCAAGGGAUGGAAAUCAGUGUAUCUUAACCCAUCAAGGCCACAAUUUUUGGGUACUUCUACCACCAAUUUAAACGACUUGCUGACUCAAGGCACGAGAUGGGGCGCAGGAUUGGCUCAAGUUCUUAUUUCAAAGUUUAGUCCACUGAUAUAUGGGCCGCCCAGGAUGUCCUUACUGGCGAGCAUGGGCUAUGCAGAACUUGCAUCUUUCUCCAUUUACUUCUUCCCUCUCUGGUGUUUUGCCACUAUUCCUCAACUUUGCCUCCUCAAUGGCAUCUCUUUGUUCCCUGAGGUUUCGGACUCAAAAUUUUACAUAUUCUUAUUCAUCUUUCUAUCAUCAUUAUCUAAACAUUUAUACGAGGUUCUUAAAACGGGAGGAUCAAUCAGGAUAUGGAGAAAUGAACAAAGGAUAUGGAUGAUAAAAGGGGUUACAUGUUAUUUCUAUGGAACUUUAAAUGCCAUAAUGUCGAAGCUUGGAUUGUCAGAAGCUAGUUUUGUGCCCACCAACAAAGCUGAUGAUGAUGAACAAGCUAAGCGAUACCUCAUGGGCAGAUUUGAUUUCCAGACUUCAACCAUGUUCCUUGCUCCAUUGGUUACCUUGACUAUUUUGAACAUUGUAGCUUUCUUUUGGGGAGUUCUUAGAAUGAUUAUUACUGGAGAUUGGGAGAAGAUGUUUGCACAAGUUUUACUCUCGUUUUAUUUAUUGAUUAUGGGUUACGCAAUCAUUGAAGGGAUGUUUGUGAGGAAGGACACAGGCCGCAUUCCACCAUCUAUGACAAUAUUGUCUACUAUAUUAUCAGUAAUUUUCUUGUCUUUGGGAUCUAUUGUUUUAAUGUAUUGAGUGUCAUUUAUAAAAAAAAUGCAUUUCAAUUAUAUUGUCAUUUACAAUUAUAUGUAAACCCAUUGAUUGUUUAAGUAUUUGAUGAAAUUUGAGACUAUUGUUUCCUUAUAUGUCAAAAGCGAAUGCCGUCAAAUUAAAGAAUGUAUUUCAGCACAGAUUUAUUUAGA